Humulus lupulus (European hop) is the source of this 1042-nucleotide messenger RNA. RefSeq names its product myosin-7-like. The record is from RefSeq and is a predicted model, not a curated record. The transcript is spliced from 7 exons. Bases 1 to 870 code for a protein of 289 amino acids. Lineage: Eukaryota; Viridiplantae; Streptophyta; Magnoliopsida; Rosales; Cannabaceae.
AUGAGUGCCAGAGCUGCAAAUGGCAGUGCUUCUUUUGAUGAAGUUAGUAAGGAUAGAUUCUCGGUAAUCAAAGCAGAAGAAUCCCGGAUAGCUUUAUGGCUUCAAGUUUUGUCAGAACGGGGGGAAAAUCUGACUGUCAAGGUAGUUGUCAGGAUAGUGAUGGAAACCAGUGAAGUUGUUGACUAUGCACCAGAGGCAGGAGAUGCCACCUGGGAGGAUGUUGGUGAAAAAAAAAAGCGGCAAAUUUUCCUUUCAUCUCUUUCUCAUUUUCCCUAUCUCGGACCGAAGUCUUCAUCUCUUUCUCUCUGUCUCAUUUUCCCUAUCUCGGACCGAACCAGUCUUCAUCUCUUUCUCUCUCUGUCUCAUUUUCCAUCAUAUUUUCCUUCUCUCCUUUCUCUUCCUACUAUACCCAUCACCACCUCCUCCUCCUCCUCCUCUCUCGGACCGAACCACUGCCUCUCUCGGACUGAACCUCCUACUGGAGCCUUGACGAAGAAAAAAAAUGGAGCCAAAGUAAAUCUCAAGAUAUAUGCCUCCUCCUCAUCAUUUUCAUCUCCAUUUCAAUUUUCAUUUCAGAACCUAACAAAGGCACCUAGAACGUCAAGAGGAAACAUUUUAAAAUCAUCUGAAGGAUCGAAUGGCAAUAGUCCAUCAGCCAGCCCCUGGGGCAGCAUCAUUGACAACCUCAAUGGACUCCUUUGUACAUUGAGAGAAAAUUUUGUUCCUCCAGUUCUUGCUCAGAAGAUAUUUUCUCAGGUUUUUACGUAUAUCAAUGUGCAACUCUUUAAUAGCCUUCUUCUACGUCGAGAGUGUUUCACUUUCAGCAAUGGGGAAUAUGUGAAGUCUGUAUGCGGGCUCGUCUUGGGAUGAACUCAAACAUGUCAGGCAGGCUGUUGGAUUUUUGGUUAUACAUCAGAAAUCUAGAAUUUCAUACGAUGAAAUUACAAAUGACCUAUGCCCAGUAAGUUUCUCUUCUCUUGUAAAACUGGGAGAACAUCAACUGUGGAUGUUUCCAGGAUGCAAUAUUCCGAGUAGUGGCUGC